This is a messenger RNA of Bombyx mandarina (wild silkworm), 852 nucleotides long. RefSeq names its product Osiris 3 (gene Osi3). NCBI's taxonomy places the organism in Eukaryota, Metazoa, Arthropoda, Insecta, Lepidoptera, Bombycidae. Gene Ontology annotation, cellular component: membrane. The record is from RefSeq and is a predicted model, not a curated record.
AUGGCCAGGACCGUGUUGGAGCUGGCCCGUACUCUGCGUACCAAGGAUGCGCACCGCUUGCGUAUGCCCUCCGAAGAGACCAUCAAGCGGGGGUUGAGUGCCAAGUGCGCUGCCCGAGAUACAUCCUCAUGCAUCGUCCACGAGCUGGUCGGAUACGUCGAUAGGAUGCUGAAAACUGCCGCAGUCCAGAUCAGUGACGACGUCUUGAUUGUCGAUGAGAGUAAUGGCGCAGCAGCGUCGUUGCCAGUGAAACCAGAAUCCCUAGCCAGAGCCGGCUCGACUAUCGAAGACCAAGCCCAACAACUUAUCAUGGAUAAGCUAUGGAACUUCGCGACCACCAGGUCUCUGAGGUACAGGCUACUGAACAACGCGGACCUGGUGAUGUCUGGUAAAGAGAACAAUGAUGGAAACUUCGGUAUUGGAGUAUCUCUCAAAGCACCGAAAGCAAUCGAAACAGGUCGCCGGCAAAACAAAAUUGGACCCUUCAUAGGUCUGGCAGCCAUGAAGAUUGGGGUCCUCGGCGCUUUGUUCUUUAAGGGGCUCACGCUUAUGGUCGGGAAGGCUCUCCUUAUAUCCAAGAUCGCUUUACUUUUGGCCACCGUUAUUGGACUUAAGAAGCUAUUCACUCAUCAGGGUGCUUCGGCGGGGUAUGACAGGACUUUUGAAAACUUGCCUCUGUAAUGGAAUAGCUGCACGUAUUCAUAACAGACUAUCGUCAAAAAGGAUUAAUCGUGACGGCGGACAGAUGAAUGAGGUUGCAGCUUCCACACGGAUAACGUGAAUCAGAGAUCUAUUACACGAUUUUUGGAAAUCAAGCCAUAUGUAUGGUUUUGAACAAGAAAUGUACUUGUA